Plectropomus leopardus (leopard coralgrouper) is the source of this 1434-nucleotide messenger RNA. It is a transcript of the gene gdpgp1, whose product is annotated as GDP-D-glucose phosphorylase 1. Gene Ontology annotation, molecular function: GDP-D-glucose phosphorylase activity. Gene Ontology annotation, biological process: glucose metabolic process. The record is from RefSeq and is a predicted model, not a curated record. Gene Ontology annotation, cellular component: cytoplasm. NCBI's taxonomy places the organism in Eukaryota, Metazoa, Chordata, Actinopteri, Perciformes, Serranidae.
GUGUAACCGCUGAAGCCGGGUGAUGGAGCUAGCAGAGCCGUGCUAGCAAAAAUCACCGGACAGAAUAAUUAAUAAUGUCAAUGUGAAUAAGAAUAAGUUGUGCCUUUUAAAAGUCGUUUCAUCCUCCGUUUGCUUCAAAACGCUGACUUUGACUCGGUGAUAUUUCGCUGCUGUCAGUAGUCACCGCAGAUCCAACCAUGCCGCUCCAGUUUGUGUAUAGCGACCAGGACUUUGUUGCGGAUGUGCAUCGGAGCAAUGGAAAUAAACUCGGGGCUGCUUUGAUGCCAACAGAGUUUGACACGACCAUCCAAUCUGGCUGGACAGACAGGAUGAACAGGGGGCUCUUCCGCUACCACCUGGGUGAUUUACAAACACGUGUCCUGCCCGGUCCGCGUGGCUACGUGGCCCAGCUGAAUAUUCAAAGAGGAAUAGAGAGAAGAAAACCUCAGGAGAUACUGAGCAUUCAGCAGGAAUUCAAUGCCAAGCAGUUUAAUUUUAACAAAAUCAACCCAGAAGAAAUCAUAUUUGAGAUGAUAAAGGACGUUGAGGGAGGACAUGAAAAGGGACAGCUGCAUCAACCCUGCAGGAUGGUUGUGCUGGUCAAUGUCAGCCCUUUGGAGUUUGGACAUUGUCUCUUUGUUCCAGAUCCUUCACGCUGUUUCCCACAGGUCAUGACCAGGUUCUCCAUCCAGGUGGGUAUUGAAUCUGUGCUCCUGAGCUCUGAUCCCAGCUUCAGAGUCGGGUUCAACAGUCUCGGAGCAUUUGCGUCUGUCAAUCAUUUGCACCUACACGGGUAUUACCUGGAUCGUGAGCUCAAGAUAGAAUCUGUGCCAGUCAAGCCGCUGGUUCCUGAAAAGGGAUUUUAUCGCUUGCUGGAUUUCCCUGCGGGAUUUUUGUUUUACACAGAAUCGGAGUCAUUGGAGGAAGUUUCCAGAGCUGUCUGUCAGGUCACAGACUUUCUUGUGGACCGUAACAUUGCUCACAACCUGUUCUUGACUAGAGGAUGUCCGCCCUGCGAUCGCUUACGGAGCGAAAAGGAUCGUAGUUUGAGAAAAGGUGUUCGUAUUGUGGUGUGGCCCAGAGCAUCAUGCUUCGGUGCCAAAGAGGAGUCUGCCUUCAAUGUUGCUCUCUGUGAGCUGGCUGGACAUUUACCAUUUAAAAACAAGAAGGACUACGAGCUCACUACUGAGAAAGAUGUCGUGGAUAUCAUCCAGCGGUAUCUUCUGCCUGAUGCAGAGUUUCACACGUUGGAACAGCAGCUUAAUCGUCAUUUGACGGACUCAUGACGUGUGGACGUUUGUGCUGAGAGUUCAAAUCAACCAGGAGCUGCACAUUCUUCACAAGCUCUGACAUGCGGAUACGUCGUGACAUCUGAUUUGAUUUGAUUUUGAUUUAUUUCGAACAUGUAAAAAGGAAAUAAAGAAAAUAUUGCAC